AUCGAUACACGUAUCACGCUUGUGUGUUUUGGAGCGUUGACUGAUGGUGAGGAUUCGGUUUGGUUUUUUGAGGUAGCUUGUGCCCGUUGUUGUGCUCAACAGUGGCCUUGCCGACAGCAAAAACACUUGAAUUCCCCGUUAUCCUGGACGGCGCGUAAGGACAUUCCGAGAGCAACUUGUUAGAUCUCACAGCAUCACAUGGACCAUCAGGGAUCCUGCAGAAAGGAGGCUGAAAGCUCGCCCAAACGGCCGUCCAGGCUGGCCUUCAAACAUGACCGAAUCAAAGGCACGAAAAAGAGCCAAAGUUUGCCAGUCAUCAAAACACCACUCGAUGAUCUCCGGCUCGUGGCAGACAGAUUCGAUUGCGCGGGCAAGAUCUCCAAAGGCUCUGUCGGCAGCCUGGACACGCAUCCCAUACCGCGAGACAUUCUUAAUCAUGCCAUCUCUUCGUCUGAGGACGAGGACUUUCAUCCGGCAAAUAGCUCACCCGGCUGGGACGAUGACAACCUGGGCUCCUCUGAUCCCCUUCUGAAACAGACUUCGAAGGCCAAGUCUCGUCUCGCUCGGCUUUCGAGCCUCGUCAAGUGUCCGUCAUCGAGCAGCCUGAAUAGACCUCUUGGGUUUGCGACAGAGCAACUCCUUUGGCAGACGAGUUGCAUGAGCACUGGGAGCCUUAAGUCCUUGUCAUCGCACGACGGCGUUGGUGGCUUUGACGCGGGGAGACCCCACCAUCUGCCGCCGUUGGCGACGACGGGGUCACCAUCGGAGGCGGCGAGGCGUGCCACAGAAUCGAAGAGGUUGCAGCACUCGUGGACUGUCACGGGGGUGUCACAGUUUCAGGACAGCUUCGACCAGCCCGUUGACAAGCCAAGCAUUUUGCCCAAGAUAACCACCAAAGAUGCACGUCUGAGGAGUUAUCUUGUUGGGAAUGUGAGUGGAAAAGGCUCCCUUCUUGGAGAAGAGGAGCUGAGCCGCUACUUUCCCGACAGAAAGGUCCACGUCUUUGUUGCAACCUGGAACAUGAAUGGAUUGGCUCCACCACCAAACCUGGAUGACCUGAUGCUUCCCGAGACAAUUGAACAUGUCCCUGACAUCUACGCAAUUGGCGUGCAAGAGUCUAUGAGCGACAAAAAAGAGUGGGAGACUAAGCUUCAGUUCACUCUGGGACCCUCCCACGUUCUCUUCUACUCUGUCUCUCUCGGUGUCCUGCAUCUUUCCAUCUUUCUGCGACGAGACCUGCUGUGGUUUUGCUCAGCGCCCGAAGAGGCAACCCACGCAACUCGUCCCGUUUCUGCGGUUAAGACGAAGGGUGCUGUGGCCAUCGCUUUUCAGUUUUUUGGGUCUUCCAUGCUGUUCAUCAAUUCUCAUCUCACAGCACACGACAAGAAGUUCAAGGAAAGAAUUCAAGACUAUGAGAGAAUCUGCCAUCAGAUCGACCUUCCCAAACAGGCACAGCUUAAGCUUCAAUACCAAAGCAAAGAUGUGACUGCAAGGUUUGAUCUCGUAUUCUGGUGCGGGGACCUCAAUUUUCGGAUCAUGAACGAACGUGAGACCGUUGUUAACCUGCUGCGUGAUCCAGCUUUUGACAGAAAAGCCGUCUACGAGAGCCUGCUCAGGUUCGACCAGCUAAAGAGCGCCAUGAGCGAAGGCCAAGCAUUCUUUGGCUUUCAAGAGGCAGGAAUUGGGUUUGGUCCAACUUACAAAUUCCAGGUGGGCUUCAGUCUCUUUGAUGGUGUCAAGCUGAGGGUGCCGUCCUACACUGAUCGCGUACUGUUCCGUAGCAAGCGGAAGGGCCACAUUGAGUGCGUCUGUUACAAUGCCGUCACAGUCAUACAGACAUCUGACCAUCGACCCGUUUAUGGCCUAUACGAAGCACAGAUAAGAGCAGGAAGAGACAACACGCGACUAGCUGCAGGCUUGUUUAACAGGGAGAUUUAUCUGGAAGCUGUCAGAAGAAGAGCUGCGGCUCUUGAAAUACGACAGAGCCUGAAGGCCAGUCAAGUGUGUGUCGUAAUGUGAAGGGUGAUGUUUCCACAGGGAUGGGCACUAACUACUGUCAAUGUGCGUCGAAUUGUUAUUAAUAAUUCUAGCUAAGUUAAACGACUCCGUAAGCAGUUGGUUCCCAUCUUUUGAUUUUCAAUUGCACGGGAGAAACAUUUUCAUGUCCGUAAGGAGAUUCAGGACACACAAGAACUGUAUUUCAUGUAGCUUCAGUGUCAUCAUUAAUUUGAAUUUAUUUUUUACAUUACAUGUUUUACAAACCAUUAAAGUCGCAGCAUUUAAGACUUAAACAUUGUAAUUGUUUGAGUCUAAAAAGUUUCUCUAACCAGAAAAGGUGACCUGCAAGUUGCGAGCUCUUGGAGAUGCAAUGUGUACAGCUGACUGAGCUUAUGAACUCUGGGGUCAUGCAAAUUGAGGAUUUUGCAGUUGUUCUUUUAGUGCCGAAUUUAUUGUAUAUUUGGAGGAACGCACAUCAAGUACAUAAGACUGCAAUUUCAAGAGCACUAUUCAUUUACAUAAUUUCUCCUUGCUGAAAUGAGCUAUUGCAGCUGCUUCUCACCAUUGUUCCUUCUAGCUUGUACCUGUGAUGCUUUGCUUAGAUACAUUGCCACAUAAUGAAUUUAGGGAUUCAAGUAGUUACAAAUUAGUCAUUCCCUUCUGAUAAAGUUUGAUAAUUCCAUACAUCAAACCAGAUACAGUCGAAUCUCGUUAAUUCAAACUUGAGGGGGACCGAAAAUUUGUUUGAAUAAAGCAAAGUUUGAAUUACCGGGAGUUUCCUCCCAUAGAGACGCAUAGGAUGGGACCUGCGUGUUAGUUUGAAUUAUCCACAAGUUUGAAUUAAGAGAGUUUGAAUGAAUGAGUUGACUGUAUUUUGUGCAGAAUGUAGAUGAUGUAAAAACUCCAUUAACAAAUAAUGUUGCUGUGUUGUGUAGAAGUUUGCCUUACUUAUUGAUCCUCAGUGACCAUGUUUGAUAUGUAAAGUUAGUCAUAUCUUUUGUUACAGCAUUGUGUCAGCAUACAGUAUUACUAAUUUCAAAUGUUUUCUUAGGCAGAGCGAAUCUCUUAUAUAGUAGGACUGGCUGUUAUGUCACAUUUUUGUUAAUGACAAUUUUGGCAUUUGAUAUCAAAGUGAGCAAGUAAUUAUAGUAGAACACUGUUGCAGGCAAGACUAAUAGGAAUCAUUUGGACUUUGUAUACCUGCAAUUUAAAAGCAAUUUAUUGUGCUUUCUGAGGCAGAAUGUAUGUUAGGGCGAUGUAGCUUAACCAAUAUUUGGCAUGCAAUAGCCAUACUUGAUCUUCUCACUAUGGUUGAUCUAGAGAGGGUGCUUUUCCCUAGGUGUUUUCCUGCAGUAUGGGUUAGUGACAAGGUGGGGGACUGCCAGUCGCUUGUAUGCAGGGUUUCAUGAAUUAAGGGAAAAAAAAACAACAUGUUAAUCUAGUUUGAAACUGGUUCUCAGAUAAUAUACUUUUUGUCGUUUGUUAUCAGGUGUCAGUGCCACUUUAUACUCAGUCACCAUGAUUCAGGUAACAUACACUGAAUUGUUUGUUUACGUUGGAUGUUUAUUAUAAGUCGGUGUGCCAGCAUUAAUUUGUUUUUCUGUGAAAGGAAUCUCCGAUUCGCAUGUCAGUGAAAUUAUAAAAAUUAAUGUUGACAUUUAUUCUGGGAGUGGAAUCGGCUUGAGUGCCUUUGAACUAUAUAGAAUGUUCCAACGAAGGGUUUCGAAAAUAUUUAAAGAUAGGGUGGUUGAGAAAACAAAAAAAUCUUCCUGGGAACAACUGCUAGCCACGGCGGACGUCAGGAAUUGCAAAACACACACUAACGAGCUAUAUAAUAAACUAAAAUAUACUAAUUAACUUUUUAAUAACUACAAAUUAACGUACAAUUUUAAUGAGAAAUUUGCUAUGCAUCAUCGAAAACCAUUAAAUCGUCUUAUUUUAGAAAGAUGUGCACCGAGAAACUGAGGGGGUGGAGGAAAUAAGAGCGCGCGGGGACAUCAGAAUGCCGAGCUCCGAUUGGAGCGAUGAGUGGGUAGACCUAACACUUUCUGCCUUUGUCGCCACUGCACUCAUCGAACGCGUUUCAAUGCGAAAGCCAAACGCCAGAUGCCGGCGUUCCGCAUUCGACGAGUGCAGAGUUUUUCGGAACACUGUAAAAUGCUGCCCUCUCUAAACUGAGUUCAUUUAGUGGUUUUUGAAAAUAUUUAGGAAGGUUUGCAUUUGAACCAUGUUUAUUCUUACUAAUUAAAAUGCUCAUUAGUAAAUCUUAGUUAAAUAUUUAGCUAAUUAGAGUGGUUUUUGCAAUCCUUCAUGUCUGCCAUGUCUGGCAGUUUGUUCCCAGAAAGAGUUAAUCUCUUCUCAGCCACCCUAUUUUUACCGAUUUUUGAAAGCCUUCGCUGAAACACCCGGUAUACCUUGCAAGUGCCUGCAUUAAAAAUAGUUCCCAUGCAUUGCAUAUUGGGAAGAAAGUAGUCUUGGCAUCUUGCUCAUAGUUGCAAAGCAGCAUGGCUACGGUGUGCUAUGCAGGACCAAGAAACAAGUGCAUUAAAUUCUAACACCAUGCCUGCUCUGGUAAAGCUGAUGCUUGUUGGAAAACCAGACUAAUGCUUGGCAGCUGUCACUUAUCUAGUUUACAUAUUGUGAACUGCUCUGUGCCUUUAGCAAGCAAGCGAGUCAGCUAAAGUAGCAUAGCAGGGCAGUUUUUGGUAGUAGUACCUAGGGAAACCCAUAACCUUCCCUGUUUGCUUUGGGUACAGUCAUGCAAGUAGUAAGCAUUAAAUAUUCAUGUUAGUUUGAUCAGCUGCAUCUUUCGUAUGGUUCAUCUCCUGAUUGUGGUAUCGUAAUCAGUUGCUGCACGCAACAUAAAUGAAUAUGCUUUAAGAACAUGUUUUUCCUACAAGGGCAUGCUGCAGUAGAACUGUGUGGCUGUCCAAGUCACCAGUGACUUGGGCAACUACCGAGUCACUUGGAACAUGACUGUAGUAGGGCGAUAGUAAAAGGCAUCAGUUUUGAGAGCGACGCUUAGAGGGAAGGCAUCUGUUGUACUACUAGAAAAACAAGUUGAAUUAAUUUCCCUUUGCAUGCUGUUUUGAUCAUUCUCUCGAACCUUUGAUUUGAUCUUCCUAGAGUUGAGCGAGGGUUAUGCUCUACUGUUUGUAGAAAGAACCAGUGCUGGCUGUUGUGCAAGGGGUCUUUGUACCAGAUGCUUGUAUGCAUAAAACUUCGUCUCCAAGCUGUCAAUAAAACUUUUUUUCCAGUC
Molecule: messenger RNA, 5257 nt
Organism: Ixodes scapularis (black-legged tick)
Lineage: Eukaryota; Metazoa; Arthropoda; Arachnida; Ixodida; Ixodidae
Gene: INPP5E
Product: inositol polyphosphate 5-phosphatase E
Exons: 12
Coding region: 199-2019 (606 amino acids)
Biological process (GO): phosphatidylinositol dephosphorylation
Molecular function (GO): phosphatase activity
Source: RefSeq, a predicted model, not a curated record